Molecule: messenger RNA, 2444 nt
Organism: Apis florea (little honeybee)
Lineage: Eukaryota; Metazoa; Arthropoda; Insecta; Hymenoptera; Apidae
Cellular component (GO): extracellular matrix
Molecular function (GO): protein binding
Source: RefSeq, a predicted model, not a curated record
AUGUUAUUAAGAUACAACCCCCCACGAGGGAAACGAAGAAAUCGAAUCGAGGAUACUCAACACUUCUCAAAGUCAUCGAGAAAUCAAGUUUCGAUAUUCUCGCCUGCCCUCUGCCAAACCAACUGCCCCGCGACCUGUCUGUGCCACCUCGACCAAAUUCCAAGGGCUGUCAUGUGCGCGAGCCAGGGAUUGGACGCGUUCCCCGAAAAUAUCAGCGACAUGACAACGAGGUUGGAUCUGUCGGGGAACGCGGUGACGAGCAUCCCCGGUGACGGGAUCAACCGAUUGGCGGAGUUGGAAAUUUUGAAUUUGGCCGGGAACAAGAUAGCCUCGCUGCCUGACGACGUAAGCUCGUUGAAAAGUUUGCGAGAAUUGGAUCUGAGCGGGAAUGUUAUAAAGGAGACGUCCGAUAUCAGAUCGUUGGGACAAUUGCCGUCGUUGAAGGUACUCUACCUGUCGAGAAACCCGUUGUGCUCGUUGGACGGAUUGAUAAGCGGCAGCCUCGAGGCCCUGGACGCCGGCCAAUGCGGAAUAAGGGUGUUGGGCAACUCGUCCCUGGACGGCCUGCCGCAACUCACGAUGCUUACCCUCGUUGGAAAUCCUUUGACGACCAUUCACGACACGUGGAGCCCAAAAUUAAAAUGGUUGGACGUGUCCGAUUGCCGGUUAAACUACUUGCGGCCCGAUACCUUCGCUGGAUUUCCGGCCCUCGACGAGCUUCUCAUAUCCAACAAUCCAACUUUGGUGUACAGCAUGAGAAAUACGACGUUGACGCAUCAAGGAUUGAGAAAGCUGGACGCGUCGAGGUGCAAUUUGGACAGGCCGGGCCUCCACGGUUUUCCCUCGUUGACGCACGCCCGAUUGACCCGUAACGCGAUCCGAAUACUUCCCGAUCGAAUAUUCGCGAGGAACAGGCAACUCGGUUUCCUCUACUUGAACGGGAACGGGCUCGAAACGUUGAACGCGAGCACGUUCGAGGGCCUGGUGAAGCUUCAAACGUUGGACCUGUCGGCGAACAAUCUGGAGAAAAUUCAUCCGUACACCUUUCACGAGAACAUCGAGUUGAAAAUGUUGAAUUUGUCGUACAACGUUUUCUACGAGUUGCCGAAACUCACCUCGGCCGUGACAACGUUGGACGCCUCGUCGAAUCUGAUCAACCGUUUGAACGCGAAUUUGUUCGCCAAUAUGCCGAGGUUGAGAAACAUCGAUUUGAGCGAUAAUCGUAUACAAAAGAUACCGUCCGGAUUGAGAUCGAUUUCGUUGAGGAAUUUCGAUCUAAGGGCGAACAGGAUAGUCGAAUUGGCGAAUGACACUUUUCUCCUCUUGCCGCAGCUUAGAAGGAUCGAUCUAUCAGGAAAUCGAUUGACAGAGAUGACAGAUCCAGAAAUCUUUCGAAACAAUCCAAAUUUGGAUAUUAUACAUUUGGAGGAUAAUCCGUGGCGUUGCGAUUGCAACGAAUUGUUCGUUAUGUAUAAUUACUUGACGGAACCACCGGGAAAAACAUUGGACCAAAGUUUAAUUUGUCAAAGUCCGUCGAACGUGUCCGGUUAUAGUUGGCUGGUCGCUUGUUUCGACGCAUGGCAUAAACCAUUUGAUUACAACAAGGACAGAUCAUGGGGAUUCGCGAUGAUCGUUAUUCUCACGCUCAUCAUAUUAUUCGGUAGCUUCGUGUCCAUUAAACACAUGAUGAAGAUAAGGAGAAGGGCUAUCGAACAGAGACGACAAUUAGAAAACCUUAGUUUAUUGAGACAAAGAAGGAAUCAAACACAAGUUACGGUAGAAGAAACCGUCGAACACCGACCAGAACCAAGAAUCAAUCCUCUUGAAUUGAUAGAACCACCCAGUUACGAAGAAGCGGUACAGAUGCCGAGAUUGACUCAAUCUUUGGACAAUUUGGAUAAUAUUUCGGUGGAAACAUCUUCCGUGCGUAUUAUGGGUUCCGUCGAUAACAUAAGGAACAAACAGAGAAGAGGGAGGAAAUCGAAGAGAAUUCAGAGCGUGGAUGAUUUGCUGAGGAGGGAAGAGCGGCGGCAAGAGAGAAUCAGGAGGGAAAGGAAUAACUCGGCCGAUAACAACGAGACCAGUUUACCAUCGAGUCAAAGAAUAUGCGCAACGCGUAGGGCGAGAAGGCAGAGUGUAAUAAGCGAUACAGUGGAAUCAGGAAGCGGAAGAAUUCGAGCCAAACCGCAAACACCGAGUACAAGAAAAAGAAGACAAAAGUGCACAGUUUACAACGGCCAUUCGACCGAUGAUGAAGACUCGGAACCAGUCGAUUCGCGUAAAUCGAUCGUCAUCAGGGAGCUUCGAAGAGAGCCGAGAAGCGGUUACAGAGAAUCCACGGUAGAGCCCGAUUCCUGCGAUUAAUUAAUUCGUUAUUAGUGAAAAUAAAUUUUUUUUAAGAUUAUUGUUGACAAUUUUAUAUUUUUAAUAAAUUUAAUAGUUUU